Molecule: messenger RNA, 526 nt
Organism: Spodoptera litura
Lineage: Eukaryota; Metazoa; Arthropoda; Insecta; Lepidoptera; Noctuidae
Source: RefSeq, a predicted model, not a curated record
AUGAAAUAGAUGUCACUAGCGGCACUCGACGCUUGAUGCUCUUGAGAAUCAGUCGCGCGUUAUAUCAAGGUCUUUAUUACUCUGUGUUUAGAUCGGCAUUGGACAAACGUCAUUCAUAAAUUUCUUGUUUACAAAUGUAAAUGCACAUCGCAGUCGAACAUGGAUCUCUACGAUGUGCUCCUACAGUCUGGACUGAUAACGGGCGCGAUAGUGUUCUAUCUCGUAUUUAUUAAGAAACAAACACCAAAUAAGGGGAAUUAUAAAGAAGUCGGUUGGAACUAUCAUCUGCGGCUCUUGUUCGCUCGGUAUGCUGUACGGCGUUGGAAGUCACAAUUGAAACCUACCAAGCUGCAUGAGGUUCCUUUGCCUGAUCUAUUCACGGGAUGGGACAGCAUCGCACUACGGACGAGCGGGCCCGAUGGGUCAGCCAUACUCCUGAGCAUACGCAAGCUAUGUGGCCCACAGCCACUGGCCGAAAUUGUUAUUCACGUUAAUUUACCUGAUGGAACUGUUUAUAAGUUACCGC